This is a messenger RNA of Boleophthalmus pectinirostris (great blue-spotted mudskipper), 5902 nucleotides long. It is a transcript of the gene wnk4a, whose product is annotated as WNK lysine deficient protein kinase 4a. Lineage: Eukaryota; Metazoa; Chordata; Actinopteri; Gobiiformes; Gobiidae. The transcript has 21 exons. Gene Ontology annotation, biological process: positive regulation of potassium ion import across plasma membrane; positive regulation of sodium ion transmembrane transporter activity; renal sodium ion absorption. The record is from RefSeq and is a predicted model, not a curated record. The coding region runs from base 147 to 4598 and encodes 1483 amino acids. Gene Ontology annotation, molecular function: protein serine/threonine kinase activity; potassium channel inhibitor activity; ATP binding. Gene Ontology annotation, cellular component: cytoplasm; cytosol.
CUGAGGACUUGUACAAGAGAACAACUCCGAUAAACCAAGAGGAAGUAUGCUUUAAUGUGCUUUUAUCUGCGGGGUUUGUCGAUGUGAGACGGUCUGAACCACAGCUGUCAUGAGCACCAAACUGAAAUUAUACUGAACCUGCAACAAUGUCCAACGCACAGGUUGAGAUACCAGGACGCGGAUUCCCCGGCCUCCAUAUGGAUAUGUCAGAGCCCCGAGUCCCGUCCGUGCUCAGGACGCACGGACUGGGCGCAAGAAGGAACUCUUAUGGGCUGCAGAAAAUCAGCAUGGACCUGGAUUCGCCUCUUUACAGCGGCGUUCUUUCCAAAACUUUGUCGUGGUCCGCCGAAAACAUCCUGACACUAACAGAGUCCAGGGUAGAGGAAGAGAAGGCCGAGGAAGAGUCACCCCAGUCGCCCUCACCCGUCUCCAGCCCGGGCCCUUGCACCCUCACGCCCCCCACGCAGCCGGACACCACACACCACGAGGCGGACUGGGAGCGCCGGCCCCGGGGGCAGGAGGCCAGCUCGGACUCUGACAGUGAACUGGCCCAGACCAAACAGCAAAAGAACCUCUCCCGGAUCCCAUUUGAUACUCAGUGGGAGCAGGAGGAGAAGGAGGACCUGGAGACCAAAGCCGUGGCGACGUCUCCUGAUGGAAGAUAUCUAAAGUUCAACAUAGAGAUCGGGCGGGGGUCUUUCAAGAACGUGUACAAAGGACUGGACACGGAGACCACAGUGGAGGUGGCGUGGUGUGAGCUGCAGACCCGUAAACUGACCAAAGCUGAGCGUCAGAGGUUCAGUGAGGAGGUGGAGAUGCUUAAAGGGCUGCAGCAUCCCAACAUCGUGCGCUUUCACGACUCGUGGAAGUCCACUGUGAAGGGCCACAAGUGCAUCAUCCUGGUGACCGAACUCAUGACAUCAGGAACCCUCAAAACGUACCUGAAGAGGUUCAAAGAGAUGAAGCUGAAGCUGCUUCAGCGCUGGAGCAGACAGAUCCUCAAAGGGCUUCACUUCCUGCACACGCGGAGCCCUCCCAUCAUCCACCGCGACCUCAAGUGUGACAACAUCUUCAUCACUGGACCAACCGGCUCCGUCAAGAUCGGGGACUUGGGGCUCGCCACGCUCAAAAGUGCCUCAUUCGCUAAAAGUGUCAUUGGAACUCCUGAAUUUAUGGCCCCAGAGAUGUACGAGGAGAAGUACGAUGAAGCUGUGGAUGUUUACGCUUUGGGAAUGUGCAUCCUGGAAAUGGCCACCUCCGAGUACCCAUACUCCGAGUGCCAAAACGCCGCUCAGAUCUACCGCAAAGUCACCAGUGGGAUUAAGCCUGACAGUUUCUACAAAGUGAAAGUCCCAGAACUCAAAGAAAUCAUUGAAGGCUGUAUUCGGAUGAACAAAGAUGAAAGGUACACUAUUCAGGACCUGCUGGAUCACCCGUUCUUCCAGGAGAACAAUGGCGUCCAUGUUGAACUGGCUGAAGAGGACGACACGGUGAAGCCGGAGCUCAAACUGUGGCUGAGAAUGGAUGAUACCAAAAAACUCCACGGAAAAUACAAGGACAACAACGCCAUCGAGUUCCUGUUUGAGCUGUACAAGGAUGUCCCUGAGGAGGUGGCCCAGGAGAUGGUGGUGCUUGGUUUCGUUUACGAGGCCGACUUCAAAAUCGUCGCUAAGGCCAUUCGGGACCGCGUGUCCGCCAUCAAACGCCAGAGAGAGAAGCUAAGACGUGUAGCCGAAGAGCGCAAACGAAAACAAGAACAGGAAGCUAUCGAGGAAGAACCAGAGAUGCCCCAACCUCCGGCUUCACCCCAGGUCAACGGGGUCACUUCUCCAGACUCCCCCAUUCCGCCCAUGCAGAGCCCCCCUGCGCCCGUACUGUCCCCCAUCACCAGCUCCGCGGACUCGGGCGUGGGGUCUUCCUUUCCCCCUGAACCGGAGGAGCCCGAGGCAGAUCAGCAUUUCCACAUACGACACAACAGUCUGUCCUCGGCUAAUUCUGACUGUGAGACGGACGGGUAUCUGAGCCCCUCCGGACUGCAGGACCCCCUCGAAGGUCCCCGGACCCCCCCUACGGCACGAGCAAACCCACAUGCAGCUAAUGGACUGGCCAUACCGGCACUGCGUUUCCCCUCGAGCAUCGCCGUAUCCAGCAACACUGAGCACAGCAACUCAGGUCCCUCAAGUGGCCUUAACUCUCCCGUGGACAGCUAUGGCUCCGAUGUGAUGUCCGGGCUCAGUGACGGAUACGAGGGUCUGACGGAGAAGAAUGAGAAACCAGCAGCCAGAAGAACCGCUGCCAAACUGUUCAGGAGACGAGCACGAUCUAGACUUCGCAUCACCGGGCUCUCUGAUAAAGUGGACCGAGUGGUGGAGUGCCAGCUUCAGACCCACAAUGACAAGAUGGUCACAUUCAAAUUUGACCUGGACGGAGACAGCCCCGAGGACAUUGCCGCUGUGAUGGUGCACAAUGAGUUCAUCUUGCCGUCGGAGAAGGAGGGCUUCAUCUAUCGAAUGGGUGACAUCAUCAAGCGUGCUGAGGCGCUGAUGGCAAAAGAGCAGCCCCCCGGUCAUUCCAGCGCACACAGACCUCCACAGACAAGCUUCCACAGCGGAGUCAACUCUCUGUCUGCCUCUCAGCCAAAUCUCCACAGUCACGGCAUAUCUCGAACCCAUUCCUCCUCCUCGCUGCCUGAUUUUAGUGUGGCUAACUCAGGUACAGGGGCACACAGCCCGAGCCUGUGCCCCAAAGGAGACGCUUCAACUAAAGGAAAUGUUUUACCUGCACGGCCUCUCAUGCGCUCCCAGUCUUUCCACUACACUCCAGGAUCUCCUCUGCACCAUUACGCCCACCCUCAUCACCCCUCGUCUUUAUACCCCCAUCACCAACAGCACUACCACCUCCCCUACAUGGGCCACACUCACUUCCCCUUCCCUUACCCCGGCUCCCCCGGCUCCUCCUCCCCCAAACCCUCUGCGGGACCCCCCCACGCCCCCCUCACACGCGUCGCCAGCAACCCCAACUUCCCAUCAGUCCCUUCACCUUCUCCGGGAUCUCCCAUCAUGCAAAUGGAGACCAGUCCGACCUCUGGUAGCGCCGAGAAUCUCAACUUGAACCACCCAAGUCCACAAACAAUAUGGCCCCCGCAUACUCAGCCGUUAUUUUCUCUGGCUAAUGUGAUUUCGAUGGCGAUGAGCAUGGCGCAGUCUUUUAUACCGCCUGCGAGCAUAACUGCGCAAGGCUUGCAUUCGUAUCCAGGUUACCAUCCGCACCUUCCCCCUCAUAUGCAACCCCAAACCGGAUACCCGCCCCAGUACCAACCCCAGUACCCCCCCAGCGGGAUGGAAGUACCCUAUACUAACGCAAACAUCCCACCAACCUACCAUAACACAGAGAACACCCAACAAAUACCAUGGCAACAGCCUUUCUCGCCUCCGUCCUUCCCUUCUACGCCCCCAAUGCCCAGACACGAGCAACCACAACAAACUGACGUACAAGUUUCUUCAAAUGGCACCCAAGUUGACAAUAAUCACAAUUUCACUGCUGCUAAAACUGAUAUCAUGAGUUCAACCUCUUCAUCCGAUCUUUCCUCUUCACCAAGCGAAAGCCCCCAAAACACCUUAUCAUCCCUGAGCUCUCCAAUAACCCCCACUGUGAGUGAAAUGGUCUGCAGUAGUCCAAAACCAACUCCCUCUCCGUCCAGCUCGGUCCCAAACUCUCCCCAGACCAUCGGCCGCUUCCAAGUGAGCCCCAGCAUCGACCUCCCUGAACCCCAGUCACCCCCCAUCCUCCCCAACAGUCCUGCCGCUUCUACUGCUACCCCACCUCCAGAGGGCGCCCAUAACACCACAUCAGAGACCAGCACGGACCAGGCCGAAUCCGAGACAAGUCUUGCCACGUCCCUUACACUGUCCCCCCCUCAAACCCUACAACAAAGAUCUGGGACGACGCAAGAAGUCCAGAAUGCGUGGUCCAUAAGCCAGGACCAACAAGCAGAGGAUGAGGAAGAAGAUGAAGAGUGUGAAGUAGAGGAUAGGCAAAGGGUUAGGAAACGAAACAGGAGGAGAGCGAAUAGUUUGAGUCUCAUGGGGACGUCGGCGGACAGCGGGCUCUCGGUGACUGUGGCUGAAAUGGAGGGGCGGAUGUGGGAUGGGGCGUCGGGGAGCCCUCAGUACAGUAACGCUCUGCACCAUUUGUGGAUGAUGACGUAUAAUCGCAACACAGCCUACAUGAGCAGUGACGAUUCAGACAGUGAAGACGAGGAGAUGCUGGAGGAGCUGCAGGAGCUCAGAGAGAAGCAUCUAAUUGAGGUGCAGGCCCUCCAAGCCGCUCAGAAGAGAGAGAUCGAGGAGUUGUAUGAGAAAAUGGGUAAAGUCCCUCCUCCGGGCAUCGUGUCCCCAGCGGCCAUGUUCUCCAACCGUCAGCGCAGACUGUCCAAAGGCAACGGUUACCCCUCCUCCAGAAGAAACAGCCUGCAGAGACUGGAGGUGCUGCCCCUUCAAGGUAUCAUAAGGAGGAACUCUUUGGGCGGCAGCAGCAGUGGUUCACAGGAUAAACCCAGCAAAGGGGUCACUUUCGCCGCAGAGAUCAACAGAAUGUAAGAAAUCCAACCACACAAGCUGGUUGUUUUAGCUACCUCAAAUGAACUGUCACUGCAGCGUUCCCUUCUUUCUUCAGCCAGUGUUUCCAGUCAUCACCAAUCAUCAAUUACUUCAAGCUCAAACCAGCGGAAAACCAGCGCUCAAAAUUAAUAAUAAUUUUGUGUCAUGGUUAAACUGUAAACUAGCUACAACAGGUUUUAUGGUUCGAAUCAACUUCAUACGGUUGCACAAAUUGCUGUAUACUAAUAGAUUUACCCAAACGCAGUGAAGUUCAGGUACAAAGUGCUACUUGCUGUUUUUCUCAAUACACUGGUACUGAAUUUUACACAGAUUAGAUAGAUUGUGCACCCUCAGCCGCAACACUGCUAUUAGAAUCUAUGACAAAUAUCAUAGGAUAACUGAUGACUUUCAAAGCAACUAUACUGAACAUAUGGAGAUCUUCACGUGUGGGAUGAAGUUGUGCUGUAUGAUGUAUAUAAGUGUAAUAUAUCUGAACAAUUUUAUGUGAACUCUCAUAUUGACACACUGAGCUCUCUGCAUCUGUGGAGACAGAUUUUGAUCGGUUACAGUAAAAUGUGGUAUUUUUUUGUGCAUGGAACUAAACAUUUAUUUUCAGGCCUUGUUGUUGGCGGUUAGGUCCUAUAAGCAGAAAGUGAGCCGCUUUAGUGAAUGUUACGCAAUGUUUGAGAAAUAUGGCUGUUUGAACCAGGACUUUUUGUAAAUAUUCUGCUUAGAUUUUAGACUACUGGGUUCCUGUUACUUGUAUAGUUGUAUAUAAAUGAGUGCAUUCAUGUUUACAGUGUAAGAGUAAACCCGAUUUUUCAAAAACUUAUUUUUGCAGAACCUUUUUAAUAGAUAAAGCACAUAGUGCACUUUAGUGGAUUGUACGUCAUUAAAAGUUCAAAGGAUUUUCCUUUAUGAGGACAUAUGAUUCUUUUACCGCAAAGAUACAACUGACACUCCCCAAUAUAUUUUAUUAUAAUAUUCUCUGCUGGAUCAAAAUGACAGUUCCACUUGUGAAUGUUUAACUGUCAUUGCCUUAUAAAAACAAAAACACUGAAUGUUUCAGUGGAGGGUCUGCAAAAUAUCCAAAGACUAUAAUAUAUUCAAUGAAAGUGAUUACUGUACAACUGUUAAAUGAAUGUAAAUAUAUGAAUGUCCUGCUUUCUGAAGCUGCUGUCCUGCCAUGCUGAAUUUGUGCCUUUCCCUCAUAAUGUCUUAUUUUAUAUUUUUACUCUAGAUUGAUUUCAGAUCAGAAUAUUGUCAAAUUUUAAAAUGCAAAAUAAAUGAAUCUGUAAAUACAU